Messenger RNA from Cladophialophora immunda, 1263 nucleotides. RefSeq lists its product as uncharacterized. NCBI's taxonomy places the organism in Eukaryota, Fungi, Ascomycota, Eurotiomycetes, Chaetothyriales, Herpotrichiellaceae. The record is from RefSeq and is a predicted model, not a curated record. Gene Ontology annotation, molecular function: NAD binding; oxidoreductase activity, acting on the CH-OH group of donors, NAD or NADP as acceptor. The coding region runs from base 1 to 1263 and encodes 420 amino acids. The transcript has 10 exons.
AUGACCUUGGCGCAAGACGUUCAGGAUCAUGGGGCUGCUUCACUCCGAUCAAGUGCGCCUAAGUUACUUAAACCGUUCAAUACUCAGGACUUCAAGAUCCUGUUGUUGGAAAAUGUCAAUCAGACGGGGCAGGAUCUCCUCAGGGACCAAGGCUACCAGGUGGAGUCCCUCAAGACAUCGCUGCCUGAGGAUCAGCUUAUCGAAAAGAUUCGCGACGUCCAAGUCAUCGGCGUCCGCUCCAAGACCAAACUGACCAAGCGCGUCGACCUCGACUACGCCGCGGCUCAUGGCAUUGCCGUGUUCAACUCACCCUUUGCAAACUCGCGUAGUGUUGCUGAGCUCGUCGUUGCUGAAACCAUCGCUCUUGCCCGCCAGCUUGGUGACCGGUCCAACGAGAUGCAUCGCGGUACUUGGAACAAGGUCAAUGCCAAGUGCUGGGAAGUUCGAGGCAAAACGCUCGGUAUCGUUGGGUACGGCCACAUUGGUUCUCAAAUUUCAGUUCUGGCCGAGGCGCUGGGUAUGGCUGUCAUAUAUUACGAUGCUGUGACCCUGAUGGCAUUGGGUACUUCACGACAAAUGCCCACGCUUGAUGUCCUUCUUCAAGAGGCCGACUUCGUCACCCUUCACGUGCCCGACCUCCCGGAAACGAGGGGCAUGGUUUCCACCGCCCAGCUUGAUUGCAUGAAAGACGGGGCGUACCUGAUCAACGCCAGUCGUGGGAGCGUAGUAGACAUACCUGCUCUCGUCAAUGCCAUGCGCUCCCGCAAACUUGCUGGCGCCGCACUUGACGUGUAUCCUAGUGAGCCAGCACAAAAUGGCGACUACUUCAACGGCAACUUAAACUCGUGGAUCUAUGACCUCAGGGGCCUCAACAACAUCAUUCUGACGCCUCAUGUUGGUCGCAAUACCGAAGAAGCACAAAGAGCCAUUGGCAUCGAAGUUGGAGGCGCCCUCGUGCGCUAUAUUAAUCAGGGCAUCACCCUGGGCAGCGUCAAUCUACCAGACCUUCAGCUUCGCUCGUUGACCUUAGAUGAACCAGACCAUGUGCGGAUUAUCUAUAUCCAUCGCAAUUUCCCUGGCGUUCUACGCAGAGUAAAUGAGAUUCUUGGUGAUCAUAACGUCGAUAAGCAAAUCAGCGACAGCAAAGGCGAUAUGGCAUACUUGGUUGCUGAUGUUAGCGAUGUACGCUGCAAAGAGAUCAACAAUAUUUACGAGAGUCUCAGGGUUCUCAGCUCUUGUGUCAAGACACGUGUCCUCUAUUGA